AUGGGGAUGAUUGGGGGGGCUGCCGGGGUGUCUCUUCCAGCUGUUCUUCACCAGCUGCUGGUGGGGCUGAUCCAGCAGUGGAUGGUGCCAACGAUCCAGAACUCCAUGAAGCCCUUUCGGGACAUGGACUAUUCCCGGAUCAUCGAGCGGCUCCUAAAACUGGCCGUCCCCAACCACUUCAUCUGGCUCAUCUUCUUCUACUGGUUUCACUCCUGCCUCAACGUGGUGGCCGAAGUGAUGCAGUUUGGGGACCGGGAGUUCUACAGGGACUGGUGGAACUCGGAGUCGGUGACGUAUUUCUGGCAGAACUGGAACAUCCCGGUGCACAAGUGGUGUCUCAGGCACUUCUACAAGCCCAUGCUCAAGCGGGGGGUCAGCAAGUGGACGGCGCAAACGGCCGUGUUCCUGGCGUCCGCCUUCUUCCAUGAGUACCUGGUGAGCGUCCCCCUGAAGAUGUUCCGGCUCUGGGCGUUCAUGGGGAUGGCGGCUCAGAUCCCACUGGCCUGGUUCGUGUCCAAAUUCCUGCGUGGGAACUACGGGAACGCGGCCGUGUGGCUGUCGCUGAUCAUCGGGCAGCCCAUCGCCGUCCUCAUGUACGUCCACGACUACUACGUGCUCAACUAUGAAGGCAACCAGUGAGGGGGGGGGACAACGCUGUCCCCCCCCCGCCGCUCACCCUGUGCCGCAGAGGGACGAGCCGCUCUCACCGUCCUUGUGAAUUGAAUGUCGGAUCAAUGCAAUAGCCCCCGGGGGGGUGACAGGGACAAUCCCCCCCGCCCUGGGGACGUGGGGCCGGGGUAGCAGCCGGGAUUGUGGGGCUGUGUCCCCCUCCCCAGCUUUAAGCAUUUUGGCACUUUAAGGGACUGUCCCCCUGUCCCUGUCACACUCCCCGGGGGGUGGGGGGUGUCACCUGGAGCCCCCCCGGCCCCGCUGCUGCCUCCGGCCACUUUUUAACCCUUUUCCAGAUUAUUUCUCUCAAAAACUGUGUGAUUAAAGUCUUUGGUUGUUUUUUCCAA
Molecule: messenger RNA, 1016 nt
Organism: Columba livia (rock pigeon)
Lineage: Eukaryota; Metazoa; Chordata; Aves; Columbiformes; Columbidae
Gene: DGAT1
Product: diacylglycerol O-acyltransferase 1
Biological process (GO): triglyceride biosynthetic process
Cellular component (GO): endoplasmic reticulum membrane
Molecular function (GO): diacylglycerol O-acyltransferase activity
Source: RefSeq, a predicted model, not a curated record